This is a messenger RNA of Naegleria gruberi, 696 nucleotides long. RefSeq lists its product as uncharacterized. Lineage: Eukaryota; Heterolobosea; Eutetramitea; Acrasida; Naegleriidae. The transcript has a single exon. The record is from RefSeq and is a predicted model, not a curated record. The coding region runs from base 1 to 696 and encodes 231 amino acids.
AUGGAUCAUAAUCAUAAUAACCUGAUGCCAGAACCAAUAUUAAACGCUCAAAGCACAAUGUUCCAAAGGAAAAUACCUUCUUUUGGUAUCGAGGUGAAUUCAAAGAUUAUUGAACCAGCUCAAGUGACCACUAGAGCAGAUGCUUUGAAAAUCAAUACCUCUCUCAAGACAACCAGUAAGAAUUCAAAACUUGCUGGAUCAUCUAUCAUUGAAGAGGGCCAGAUUGUUAUUCUGGGUGAUGCUUCCGUAUCAAUGAAAGGAUCUCCUUUCAAAACUUUAAUUGAUUGUUUUAAUAAUUUUGUUCAAUCCAAGGCGUUUAAUACUGGAGAUCUAAAAAUUUCCAUUGCCUUAUGGGGAUCUACAACUGAGUGGUUUAAACACGGAGACACAAUUGAACCUACUGAUUUGGAUGCUCUAAACCAAUUUCUUAAUGUGUGGUCAGUUCCAUUAUUGGGUAAUACUUUGCUUAAACAAGCCCUAAACCAAACUUUUAGGAAAUUUCCAAAGAUUGAAAAUAUUUUGAUUAUGUGUGAUGGUCAUAUUCAGGAUAUCAGCUCUGUUGAUGCCUUUAAAUCUAUUAGAGAUGCAUUCCAUUUUACUGGAAUUGGGUCAGGUUCUGCACCUAACAUGCAAGAAAUGGCACAAUAUGGAAAUGGAAUCUAUGAAUUUAGUGACAUUAAUAAUAAUAAGAAAUAA